Molecule: messenger RNA, 1002 nt
Organism: Chelmon rostratus (copperband butterflyfish)
Lineage: Eukaryota; Metazoa; Chordata; Actinopteri; Chaetodontiformes; Chaetodontidae
Product: trace amine-associated receptor 1-like
Exons: 1
Coding region: 1-1002 (333 amino acids)
Biological process (GO): G protein-coupled receptor signaling pathway
Cellular component (GO): membrane
Molecular function (GO): trace-amine receptor activity
Source: RefSeq, a predicted model, not a curated record
AUGGAACCAGAAGUCACUGUCAACAGGACUGCCGUUAGGACUGACAUACAUCCCUGCUAUGAAAUAGAUCAUUUCAAUUACACACUGACAAAUAGUCCUUCCAUUGUAUGUGUGUUAUUAUAUGUUUUCCUUGCAUUAUUGUCUGUUAUCACAAUAUGUGGAAGCCUUCUUGCUACAGUCUCAAUCAUUUACUUCAAACAGCUCCACACUCCUACAAACUAUCUUAUUCUCUCUCUGGCUGUGGCUGACCUGUUGGUUGGGAUUAUAGUCUUUCCUUUCAGCAUGGCCUUCUCUCUUAGCUCAUGUCUGUAUCACGAGGAUUCAUUUUGCAAAGUACGGAGCAGUUUUGAUAUAUCACUGAGCACAUGUUCUAUUCUGAAUUUAUGUUGUAUUUCUAUUGACAGAUAUUAUGCAGUGUGUCAGCCUCUGACAUAUAGAACUAAACUAAACCAUCAUGUUGUUGUGAUCAUGAUUGUGGUGAGCUGGGGGGUUUCUGCUCUAAUUGGAAUUGGCGUCAUAAUUGCUGGAUUAGACAAUGAAAAAUGUGGGGAAAGGUGUUUAAUUGAUGUUCUUAUUGAAAACACUAUUGGACCUAUUUUAUCAUUUUACCUCCCAGUGAUUUUAAUGCUCUGUAUCUACCUGAAGAUUUUCCUUGUGGCACAGAGACAGGUACGCAGCAUCCAGAACACAACCUGCCAGAGCACAAAGUCUGGAGCAGUUGUUAGUAAAGUGGAGAGAAAGGCCACCAAAACUCUGGCUAUAGUUUUGGGAGUUUUUAUUUUAUGUUGGACGCCUUUCUUUCUGUGUAUCACCUUUGUACCCUUUAGUAGUAAUUCAGUACCAGUUGCUGUGAUUGAAAGUCUUAACUGGCUUACACUCUCAAACUCAAUGCUCAAUCCAUUUAUUUAUGCUUUCUUUUACAGCUGGUUCAGAUCAGCUUUUAGAAUGAUCAUUUCUGGGAAAGUAUUUCGAGACGAUUUUACAAACUCAAAUUUGCACUGA